Molecule: messenger RNA, 1788 nt
Organism: Blepharisma stoltei
Lineage: Eukaryota; Ciliophora; Heterotrichea; Heterotrichida; Blepharismidae
Source: the annotation of a GenBank genome assembly
AUGAUAUACAUCUGGUUUCUUAUCAUUCAAGCGUCAGCAAUCCAAUUCCUGCACGUUCUUUACAGUCAAUAUACUGAAGAGCAGCUUUUAGAGUCAUUAGUUCAAUCAUUUAACAUAAACUACUCCCAACUGGUCGAAACCAUAGUAAUUGAAAUCACUCAAGAAACUCCAAUUCAAAAUCUACUUGUAAACGCUAGCAUAAUUAUAGACUCAACUUCAAGCCUGGCUCUUAGCAGCAAAAUAUCAAAAGUAUCUUCAGAAUUGGAGUUUCUACAUCUGGUAGUAGGCAAACCUUCAGAAUCCUUCCAAGAUUGGGACUAUUUUACCUUGCUUCCUGAAAUGAGACAUUACGAAGCUUUGAAUAGCAUAUUAAGAUUAUUCAAUUGGUCGCAAUAUGUAAUAAUUCAGAGCGAGUCAUUUGAGUCAACCCAACUAACAAAUAUUUUCAAAGAAUAUCAGCUCGAUCAGAAUAUUAAAUUUUUCUCUUUUCCCAAUUCCCAAAGCCAAAAUGUAUCUGACGAUUUGGUCGGCGUUCAAGUGAAGCCAUCAGGGUUGCUUAAUAUUCUUAUUUUAAAUGAAGGAGAAGGUGCUAGAAAGCUUAUAUCGUCUCUUAUUACAAAAAAAAAUUACAAAGAAAAUUCAGGAGUGCUGCUUAGUAGUAAAGGCUUGUGAGGUGCAGAAGCAGAUGGCACUAUUAUCGUUGUUGAAAAAGAUUUGGAAAGCGCAACAAGUUUGGCUAACUAUAAAGCUUUAUCUGUGCUUAAAAUAUUGGCUUAUAUCGAUUUAACAAACGAUUCUAAUUAUGCAAUCAAGAAUCAGCUAAAAGUUGCACUAAAUUCUAAAAAUCAUCCAAUACCCCAAUUUUCGAUUGUUAAUAUACAAAAUAAUAAAAGAGUGAUUAUAGGAUCAAUCGAGGAAACUAAUGUAAAAUUUCAAAUCUCACCAGUUUUCCCGGGAAAUACUUUGAAGUACCCUGACUCGAAGAACGCUGCUGUAACAAUUUCAGUAGCUUCAGGUAAAAGCAACUAUAAUGGAAUUCCCUAUUAUUCUAAUAUAUGAGUUAAAACAGGAGCUCUUUUUGCCAUUGGGUAUGCAAAUUCUAUAAGUGUGAUCCCAAAUUACAUAAUAAAAACACAUAAUACAGAUUGUAGCGCUGAACUCUACAAUCAUAAUUUUUCCUAUAAUUGCUUAGCUAAAGAGGUUGGGAAUUUUGGCUCAUUUUACAUACCUUCUAUAAUUAAUGACGUAUGCUUUGGCACAAUUAAUGACUUUAACCUCUUAGACAUUCAAAUACCCAUGAUAGCAGAUGGUUGCCCAAGCCCAUUAUUAACAAGCAAAGAGAGUUAUCCCAAAUUUACAAGGACUACUAAGACUUUGGCUUAUCAUGCCGGCAUCAUUCCAAGCUUGAUGUCAAUUUUUGGGUGAAAAGACAUUGUUGCUAUAUAUGAAAACUCAACAUUUGGUCUUAGCCUUUAUAAUGCUUUCCUAACUAAUGCAAAAGCUGCAGGAAUUAAUAUUUUAAAUGAUGAGAAUAAGAGAAUGAUAAAGCCUUUCUACUCUCCAGCAGACUUUAAUGACUAUGCUUAUGUGGUUUCUCACGCAAUCAAGACUACUGGAAGAAUUUUCGCAUUUUUUGUAUUUCUGGAAAAUAACGAGCAAUUUUAUUUGAUUUCUCAGUUCUAUGACAUGGGACUUAGAAAAGGUGACGCAGUUUUUAUUAUCUAUGAGCAAGCAAGCUAUUUUAAUCAUAUUUCUGCUUUCUCACAGAGAACAUUAGCGCAAAAAUAA